This is a messenger RNA of Thamnophis sirtalis, 2004 nucleotides long. Lineage: Eukaryota; Metazoa; Chordata; Lepidosauria; Squamata; Natricidae. The record is from RefSeq and is a predicted model, not a curated record.
AGUUGGUGACAUUGCUGGAAUGGUGGUCAGGCACUACUUGUACCCUCCAUAUGGAUCAACAAGCAAAGCACAAGCUUGGGGAGGAGAAUGCCAUCGUCAUCCUUAAUCACAACUUUGAAAUCGACUUUGUCUGUGGUUUAAGCUGUUGUGAUAAAUUUGGGGUUCUGGGGAGUUCCAAAGUCUUUGCCAAGAAAGAACUUUCCUACCUGCCGAUCAUUGGCUGGAUGUGGUACUUCCUAGAGAUGGUGUUCUGCAAGCGAAAAUGGGAGGAGGAUCGGGUAACUGUCAUGCGCAGCCUGCUCAACCUCCGAGAUUAUCCUGAACUCUUCUGGUUUUUGAUUCACUGUGAAGGGACAAGAUUUACUGAGCAAAAACAUGAAAUCAGCAUGCAGGUGGCUGAAGCUAAAGGCUUGCCAAAGCUCAAACAUCACCUCCUCCCGCGAACCAAAGGAUUUGCAAUCACCGUCCAAUGUUUGAGAAAUGUAGUUUCAGCUGUAUAUGAUACUACACUGAACUUCAGAAAUAAUGAAAAUCCAACACUGCUUGGAAUUUUACAUGGGAAGAAAUACCAUGCAGAUUUUUACGUAAGGCGGAUUCCAUUAGAGGAGGUUCCGGAAGGCUACCAGGAGUGUUCGGACUGGCUUUACAAACUCUAUCAAGAAAGGGAUGUCUUCCAAGAAGAAUACUACAAGACAGGAAACUAUCCAGGGAUCCCCAUUGUGCUUCCUCGGCGGCUAUGGCCUCUCUUGAAUGGGAUUUUCUGGGCCUUGUUGCUACUCUAUCCUUUAUUCAAGCUGCUCAUCAACAUGAUUAGCAGUGGCUCAUACCUGACACUUGCCACUGUAGCCUCUGUCUUGGUUGCAGUUUCAGUUGGUGUUCGAUGGAUGAUAGGACUAACAGAAAUUAACAAAGGCUCCACUUACGGCAACUAUAAACACAAGGAGAAGCAAAAGUGAAAUCUCCAGAGACUGCUUCAUACCCAAAAGUAACAAGCUUGUGAACUGCUGUGCACAUCUGUCUUCAAUCAUGAAGACCCAGAAUCUGUUAUAAAGAGCUCAUGCCUUCCCUGAAGUCACAUCUCUUCUCUAUCCAUCUCCUUCCCUGCUCCAGCUGGCAACAAGAGUCAAUAUUCUGCAAUUUACUUUACUUUUUUCUAUACUUUUUUUAACUCAGAUUUUCCAAAGAAACUGUUCUUUUUUUUUUUUAAUUAAGGAAGGGAAAAUAUGCAGACAUAGUAUAGGAAGGAAGCAAAUGAAUGAAUGAAUGUUCUUUUUUUCUGAAUGAACCUUUAAUGGAUUAAAAUAUGAAAUAAAAUUUACUUUCCUAUAAGAUGCAAAAAUGAGUAAUUUAUAUAUUUAACUAACAAAAAUAAGAACUAUUUUACUUUGUUCUUUUUAGUCUGGUGGCUUAUUUCCCAAUUGUGACCAAUAAGCUGCCUCUGGAAAGCCCAGAUACUUGUUAUGAAAUCUGUAUUCCAAAUGCAUUUUAAUUUGUUUAGUUUCACUUCUAUAAUCUCUUUAUUUUUGUGGAAGUAAUUGUUUUAACCAAUGAGUGAUUCUUGAGUAGUAUUUUCACUGAGUUACUUAGCACUAUCCAAAUAUUUAUCCUCUGGCCAGCCUGAUAAAAAUAAGACAACUUUCCUCCUAACAUUUGUUUUCAGUUUGCCAAGACACUUGUAUUACCAGUUUGUUUUCAAUUCACUUCAGAGAGUGAAGUGAAUGUACUUCUCUUUUAUUUUGCAAUCCCAUUUUUUAAAUUUGCAUUUGUUUAAUUCCUUUGCACACUUGGCUCCAAGUAUUCAUUCUCAAUCCUUUAUUAUAUUUGGAAAGUUUCUACAUCUCCUCACAAUUCCAUAUCCUAAAGAAAUCUAUUUCUUGCAUUCUACUACAAAAAACAAUUUUACUUUUUUUGCUUGUUCUUUAAUCAUUAUGAAUCUGUAAGAGACUGCCUCUUUAAUACCAAUUUUGUAGUGAAGGUAAAGCUGUUUGAAAGUCCAUUUAUAUC